Messenger RNA from Penicillium soppii, 708 nucleotides. RefSeq lists its product as uncharacterized. Lineage: Eukaryota; Fungi; Ascomycota; Eurotiomycetes; Eurotiales; Aspergillaceae. The transcript has 3 exons. The record is from RefSeq and is a predicted model, not a curated record. Bases 1 to 708 code for a protein of 235 amino acids.
AUGAAGGAUUCUCUCACGAUGACUGCGAUUCCAAUUCCUACAGGGACAUCCCACCGUUCCCUCUCAUCUACCUCGAUCGAUAUGCAGUCUCAAUUCGGCUAUUCAGACUGCUAUUCGUCCUACUCUUCCUCACCAGGAGGAAUGGAUUUUUUCUUCUACGGUAGCCAGCCUGUCUACGACUCUCUGUACGACCUAGAAACAACCAGUCCAUUCCCCAUGCCAGAGGCCAACCCAGAGGUAUACGGCCUCACCAGCUCUCCAUACACCUACACCUCGCCGCAGGAAUACCCAAUCUUCCCCCAGCGCAUGAUUCCACCAAGCGCACCACCUAGCAGCUGCGGAAGCAGCUACAGCAGUAGCUACAAUAGCAAUUUCAACUUCCCCGCCGAGGAGAUCUCCCUGCCCCCAUACCCCACCAGCGCAUACGACUCAGGAUCCGACUCGCCAGCGCCUACAUCUUCAUUAAAGCCUAAGCCCUUCGGGUGCGAUAACUGCGGAAAGUCAUUCACUCGUUUUGCCGACUUGAAACGCCACCAGUCUAGCGUCCACUACCCCGUUUUCCGGAACUGCCCUGUUGAGCACUGCUCACGCAAGGGGAAGAAUGGCUUCCCGCGACAGGAUCACCUUGUCGAGCACCUGCGCUCAUACCACCACAUGGAUGUGCCCAAGCGGGGCUCUUGCAAGCGAUCCGCGAAGCACAUCUCAUGA